Molecule: messenger RNA, 786 nt
Organism: Musca vetustissima
Lineage: Eukaryota; Metazoa; Arthropoda; Insecta; Diptera; Muscidae
Product: jerky protein homolog-like
Exons: 3
Cellular component (GO): nucleus
Molecular function (GO): DNA binding
Source: RefSeq, a predicted model, not a curated record
AUGCGUGGCCAGAAUGCAGUGGUGACUGGCCUGAUGCUUUUAAACAAAGCUAAAGAAUUUGCAGUGAAAUUAGAAAAAGAUUUUGAGCCAAAUACAUCAUGGCUAUUCCGUUGGAAGAAACGCAACAAAAUAUGUGUUGGAAAAAUCAGUGGGGAAUCGAAGGACAGUGAUGAAUAUGAAGCAUCAAACUUUAUACACAACCAGUUACCUAAAAUUGUUCAAGAAUAUGCACCAAAAUACAUUUUUAAUGGAGACGAAAGCGGUUUAUAUUACAAAGCAUUACCAAACACAACAUACUUUAACAAAGGCAGUCCACCAAAAGGAUGGAAAAUGGAGAAAAGCCGCUUGACACUUCUCUUCAUUUGUAACUCAACAGGUUCCUAUAAACGUGUACAGAUCAUUGUUAAGAAGCAGAUCUGUGCUAUUGAAAGAGGAAAAACCGUUUCCGAAUAUAUUAAAUCAAUAACCAUAUUGGAUGCUUUGCAUUUCAUAAAGCGGGCCUGGUGGUUAGUUAAGCCUGAAUGUAUUGGAAACUGUUUUAAAAAGGCCGGUUUUAAUCAGAAUAGAGAUACUAUUGAGAUUGAAGAGGAGGAAAACUGUGUAAGCGAAGUUUUGACGUUUUCCUCCGAAUAUCAGCAUUGUGAUGACGAACUGAUUUGCUAUGGAAUGUUAAAUGAUGCAGAUAUUUUGGAUGAUGUGGUUUCGGACAAAUCUGUUGAAGAAUGUCAUAAUAAUUUUAAUGAGGAGGAACCCACUGCUGAUGUUUUUUAUUCCAAGCAACCCAAA